Exophiala viscosa is the source of this 1680-nucleotide messenger RNA. RefSeq lists its product as uncharacterized. Bases 1 to 1680 code for a protein of 559 amino acids. The transcript has a single exon. Gene Ontology annotation, biological process: protein catabolic process in the vacuole; cellular response to glucose starvation. The record is from RefSeq and is a predicted model, not a curated record. NCBI's taxonomy places the organism in Eukaryota, Fungi, Ascomycota, Eurotiomycetes, Chaetothyriales, Herpotrichiellaceae.
AUGACGACCGUUCUACAGGCUCCUCUUCCUGGGGCCUCACCUUUCUCCUCGAGUCCCAUACACUCGUCCUCAUAUUCAGACCUCUCUACAUUGAAGGAUUCGGUACCAUACGGUCAGACACCAAAACAGAAUUCAUCUUACUCGCGCCACAACUAUGCCAGACAUUAUGCAGAUUCCGCACCCUCAACCGCGCCGUCCUCUCCUCAAUUGACCUACACAACAUCCUCUAGGCGGGAUUCCUACGCCUCGACACCGGCAAGCAGCCUCUCGUUAGAAAAGGAUAUGCUUGAUGAGGAUGAUGACAUGGCAUUUCCGGCGUUUGGGAACUCCGGCGUCUCCAGCCAGCAAUAUGAAGAACCAGUCGAGCAAGAAGAUGCUUCUCAGAUACCCAGCCCCAUUACCGAAGAGUCGUCCUUAUCUAGCAAAUCCACACAGGACGACCAAGCUAUAGAAGCCGAACCCACACGGCACGUUGACUAUUUGUCCCACGAGUGGAAAGAGGAAGAUAUCUGGUUAUCUUGGAGUUACGUCUCUCACCGAAGAGGGUCACUUGCUAAUGGUACACGACUCGAGAAUGCUUCGUGGAGGUCGUGGGUUAAGGCCAAGAACCAGCUCAAAACUGUCUCGCCCGAAACACUGAACUGGCUCAAGGACUGUGAUGUGACUUGGCUUUAUGGACCUUUACAACAGACUAAGGCCAUCCCUAUAUCAUUUGAAAAGAGCUCCCCUCCCCCCAGCCGACUGUCCCAUUCAUCGUCAUUCGUCUCGAAAAAGCCGAUUCUUAAGAAGAAAUCUGCUUCGGCCGCCAUUCUGGAACGAUCACGGUCACAACACUCUUUACUGCAGAGAGCCAGUGACAUUAUCAGGGUUCAGCAAUCGAGUCCUGCACAUGGCCGCCCGAUUCUCCGGCGAGGACAUUCAGAAUUCACACUACCUCAAUAUCCAAACAGCUCUGUCCUCACAACGCCUGCCGAGCAUGAAACACCCGGCGGCUUCUUUUCCGCUGAACGUUCGUCGUUUACCUUGCCCGAUGCCCCGACACCUUCGGAAUGCAAACAUGUUCUCUUUGAUGAAGAAGUUCGUCAAGUCCAAGCCAUUGACUCGGAAGACGACGACAAAGCCGAAGACGAUGAUGUGGGUAUCGAUACUGACGAAGAUGACGAUUUCGGUCUGAUGAUGGCUCCAUCUCAACGCGGAGGUCAUGUUAGUAAUCGAGCGACACCCCGGGGCAGCUUUAGCAACGAGUCUAAGACGAUCGUGCCACUACCAUCUACGACACUUAAAUACCGGCACGAUACACCUGAGCCUCCGGAGGUGCCGAAAGGCAACUUUGGGUUGUGGAAUAGCGGACACAGGCUGUCUCCUUCACCAUCUCAAGCAACACUCCGGCCGUCGAGACCGAGUCAAAACUUCCUUCUUGAUGAUGAUCCAGAAGUCAACGAUGAACCUUGGCAACCUCAAUCCUCAUUAGGGGCCGGGCGGUCUCCUUACGAUGACGAAGACGACCAUGAUAACCACCCUAACAUGAGGAGAACCGAGUCCGGUAUGUUUAUGCCAUAUGACGAAAAUGAAGAAGAAGCAGUCAUGAACAGUACGCUGUUCGGUCAAGCAGUCUACGCUGUGAACACUUUCAAAGACAUUGCCCACGUGGUGUGGAACGUGGGCUGGAAUCGAAGAUGA